Messenger RNA from Cajanus cajan (pigeon pea), 1914 nucleotides. Its product is annotated as EID1-like F-box protein 2. The record is from RefSeq and is a predicted model, not a curated record. Gene Ontology annotation, molecular function: protein binding. NCBI's taxonomy places the organism in Eukaryota, Viridiplantae, Streptophyta, Magnoliopsida, Fabales, Fabaceae.
AUAUUACACUUUCUCUUGCAAGCCUUGUUUCACUUUCUUCCAUUUCUUUCUUCUUCUCUCUCUCUACAUUUUUUCUGCUUUCAGUGUGUUCUUCUGUGCCUUUUCUGGACCGAAUUGCCCCUGGUCAGAGGUUAUGUUGUUGUUGUUGGGAAUUGAAAAAUGUGAUAUAUCCGAAGCUCUGAAUGCGAGCUUUUUUUUCUGCUGCAUUUAGUUAUCUUCUUUAUUUAUGUUGAGUUUGGUAAGUUUUGAACUCAUAGAUGCUUGAAUUUUGAAGAAAUUUAAGGCUGGUCUUGGUUGCAGUGUAUUUUCCCUUGAAUUGAAAUGAAUUGAGCAUCCCUUUCUCCGGGAUUUGUCUAUUGCUCGAGUUUCUUUGUAAACACCAUUGUUGAUAUCUUAUGCCUCAUUAUAUUUAUAUUGUUCUAUCAGUGUUUUGCUCCUUCUCUUCUGCCAGCAAGGAACUAUUGAGAAAAUCUUGGAGGUGUUUAGUUUUGUAAAUUUCACGCUUAAAAGGUUUAGUUUUCAGGGUGAGAAGUGUGUGUUGGGAGAUCACACAUAAACUAGCAAUAUGAGACUUGGGUUUUUCACAAUAGGAACCAGUAUAGAACUUUGCAUCCUUUAUUUUCUUGUUUUUGAUCUGAUUUCAAGUUACCGUGGUCUAUUCUUCAAAAUUCAAGCAUCUAUGAAUUAAAUGGCACCACACACCAGUGCAUUGGAAGAAGAAAAACAUUUCUCUUCGUGAACAAACUUUUGAGUAUUUUAGAAAGCAACCUGAUGAGAAUGAUUCUCGCAAAACAGUAUCGAUGCAUACAUUCAUCUAGCUGUCAAUGUACCAAGGGGCAUUUAAGUGAAGAUGUGAUAUUCUUGGUGUUUCAGCAUUUGAAUUGGAACCCCAAGCUAAUUGCAUCUCUAUCAUGUGCGUGCAAAUGGUUCGACGAUCUUGCAAAGCGAGUUCUAUGGAAGGAGUUUUGUCGGACAAGAGCUCCUAAGAUGAUGCUUGAUCUGCAAUCCAGUGGAAGCCACAGUGUAGAUGGGAACUGGAGGGCUCUAGGGAAGCUUCUUAUAUUCUGUUCUGGUUGCAAGAAAGGUGGCUUGUUCAAUAACGUUCAGGUUCCUGGUCAUUUUGUUCACAGAACUCGAUUUUCCAGAACCUCAGGAAAGAGCUUUCUUAUGCCUCAAUGCAUAAAUGAUGUUUUGUAUGUGUCUGAUCCUUGUGAGCAUCUUGACCAAGGUGAGGAUGGUGAUUUAGGAUUCUUCAGAGGAAUUUUUAAGUCAUUUGCAUCAUCAAAUGUCAGGAGGAUGCUUAUUAACAGAGGUGCGCAGCUCCAUAAAACCGAGAUUUGCCCGUAUUGUAAGGCGAAGUUGUGGAGCAUGCUGCAGGCUAAUAUGAUUCCACAAAGUGCUAGUUGCAGGUUGGGUUCCUAUGAAGACUCUGUUGAGUAUUAUGUGUGCCUUAAUGGUCACUUGCUUGGGGUCUGCACAUUGUUUCCAUUGUCUGAUUCAGAAAGUGUCUGAGUAGUAAUGUAAGAUAUUAACGACUCUCGGCCUCAGAUUGGAAUUCAGUAUUCACAUGAAAUUUGGUUGAACACUUCUGGUCUACUAUUCAUGGGUAAAUUUCUGAUCAACAACAGAAAUGUUCCAUUAUGCUUCAUGCUGCUGUCUCAGGAUUUUCCACAGAUUAUGAAUAUUGCCAACAAAAUUUUUUAUGAAUCAGAUAGAAGGUUGUUGCUGAUUGAUAACUGUGGUAUACCGUGUAUAUUGAUGUGUGAAUAGGGAGACAGAUUUGGUUGUUCAAUAAUUCACACUUGUCAAGAAUCAUUUUGAUAUAGUAGCAUUUUCCUACUCAAAUUCAUUUGAGGAGCACUAAUGCACCGGGUGCUAUUCAAAUAGAUAUUUAUAUUAUUUUGUGUGACUAAA